This is a messenger RNA of Caenorhabditis briggsae, 243 nucleotides long. Bases 1 to 243 code for a protein of 80 amino acids. NCBI's taxonomy places the organism in Eukaryota, Metazoa, Nematoda, Chromadorea, Rhabditida, Rhabditidae. The transcript has 2 exons. The record is from RefSeq and is a predicted model, not a curated record.
AUGUUCUCGCAAAACAACAAGGACAAUUUUGAAGAUUCAGUUUCCAGCUAUGGAAAGAAAUCUUAUCUAAGAACGUUGCAACUUAUCAAAGAAAAAUCAUCAUCUACCACGCCAUCUCACGGAAACAUUGAUUUUGACACUGAACACACGACGAUUCUGCAAUAUUUGAAAUCUCAAGGAUUCAAUGCUGGAAGAAUGCCACCGAAUCCAGUUGUUACGGAUGACAUGAUAAUGGAAAACUAG